This is a messenger RNA of Pistacia vera, 1362 nucleotides long. RefSeq names its product stemmadenine O-acetyltransferase-like. The coding region runs from base 1 to 1362 and encodes 453 amino acids. NCBI's taxonomy places the organism in Eukaryota, Viridiplantae, Streptophyta, Magnoliopsida, Sapindales, Anacardiaceae. The record is from RefSeq and is a predicted model, not a curated record. The transcript has a single exon.
AUGACAAUGGAGGCUGAAGUAAUCUCUCGAGAGUGUAUCAGACCCUCUUCUGCAACACCCCUUCACCUCAAAAUCCAUAAGCUUUCUCUGUUGGAUCAAUAUGUUCCUCCCAUCUAUAUUCCUGUGGUCAUUUACUAUCCCAAUCAAGACACAAACCUUUCCCCUACCGACAUUAUCACCCAAAGACUGCAAUUGCUGAAGCAGUCUUUAUCAGAAACCUUGGUUCGCUUUUACCCACUUGCAGGAAAGAUGAAAGACAGUCUUUCCAUUGACUGUAACGACGAGGGGAUCUAUUUUGUAGAGGCCCUAGUUCAAAGUCCACUUGAUGAAUUUCUGAACCAGCCUGACCUCGCUUUGAUCAAUAAAUUCCUCCCGGGUGAGGCCAGUUGGAGUGCAACACCAACACCAGGAACUCACGUGGCUAUGAUACAGGUGACAACAUUUUCAUGUGGUGGUAUUGUCAUCGGUGUCUUUGUUUCACAUAUGAUCGCAGAUGGAAAUGCUUUAAGCUCGUUUCUCAAGAGUUGGGCGGCUACAGCUCGCAAGAAUACUGACGAAGCGGUACCAGUUCCUAUUUUUGAUAAUUCAACUGUAUUUCCUCCAAAUGAUUUGUUCCCAAGAGAAGCAACAAUGAUGGCCACGGUCAUCCCAUUUUUCAAAAUUGGCAGAAGCGUUACUAGGAGAUAUGUUUUUGAUGCCUCAGCAAUAGCCACCCUUAAGGCCAAGGCCACCAGUUCAAGCGUGCAAAACCCCACACGCGUUGAGGCCGUAUCCGCACUCCUUAGCAAAUGCAUCAUGGCUGUUUACAAAGCAAAAUCUGAUUCCAACAAGCCAACUCUUGUGAGCCAUGCAGUGAAUUUGCGUCGGAGAGCCACACCGCCGUUCUCAGAAUAUUGCAUGGGAAAUUUCCUCUGGAAGGCCACGGCAUUAUUCCCAAACGAUGAGGAAGCAGAGGUGGAGAGCUUGGUGACCCAGCUGAGAGGAGCCAUAAGAGAAGUUAAUAACGAUUUUUUGAAGAGCCUAGAAGGUGAUGAAGGGUUGAGUAACCUUUGCAAAGCUGUGAAACAUAUCGGUGGGGCGAGCUCUGGUGAGGUGGAUUUUAUUGGGUUUACGAGUUGGUGUAACUUUGGUUUGUAUGAAAUUGAUUUUGGAUGGGGAAAGCCUGCGUGGGCGAGCUGUGUUGGAACAACUGAACCGAAUACUGUGUUCAUGAAUAUGGUAAUUCUUAUGGAUUCAAACUCGAAGGAUGGAGUUGAAGCAUGGGUGAAUUUGGGUGAGGAAGACAUGGCUAUUCUGGAAGUUGAUAAAGAACUCCUUGCAUAUGUUACUUUGGAUCCAAGUCCUUUACGACAGUUUAAUUAA